Messenger RNA from Epithele typhae, 927 nucleotides. RefSeq lists its product as uncharacterized. The record is from RefSeq and is a predicted model, not a curated record. The coding region runs from base 1 to 927 and encodes 308 amino acids. NCBI's taxonomy places the organism in Eukaryota, Fungi, Basidiomycota, Agaricomycetes, Polyporales, Epitheliaceae. The transcript has 2 exons.
AUGCUCCCGAAGUCAGCGUACUCGCGUUUGCGCUCCAUCUGGAUCGCUUGUCCGAACGACCUUCCCUCUAUAAAAUCCAUCCCCUGCCGUGACCUCCGGGUUCUAAAGCUCUGGGAUACCGCCCUGACCGAGCGCUCCCCGUUCCUCCUCGCCCUCCAAGGCAACCCGCUCCUCGAGGUUCUGGAGCUCUGCAUCUUCUUCGCUCGCAACGCCGACCACGCACCCAACGACGUCCCGCCCGACUUCACCAUCGACCUCCCCCACCUGCGCCAUCUGGUGAUACACGCGAUCACGAAACCUCUGGCCUUGCCCGGCUACUACAAUACGGCCGGUCCAGCCGCCGCGGCCCACGUCCUCCAAUACCUCUCCCUCCCCCCGACCGCCCGCACCGACGUCGUCCUCGACGCCCAGUCCAUGCCGCACACCGGCGACCCUCCCCGCGUGCUCCACCCGCUGCGCACGCCCGCAGAGACGCUGACGCACGCGACGCUGGCGCUCCCCGACCAGCGCGGCGACGUCCGCCUCCGCGGGCGCGCCGCGGAGGACGGCGACCCCGACGGCGCCGAGACGUUCGCGCUCCGGUGCAUGCCCUUCCUCUGGACGGAAGCGCGGGGGUGCGCCACGGCGCUCGCGUUCCCGUGCCUCGCGCGCCUCGCGCUCGCGCUCGAGGGCGACCGGGCGUGGCUCGCGCGGGAGCGGUCGUGCGAGGCGAGGACGGUGCGGGCCGUGUUGGACGCCGCGCCCCACCUGCGCGAGGUGACGGUGCGCGGGGCAGACGUGGCGCUCGAAGUGUUCGCGACGGUGCUCGGGACGCGGUGCCCGGAGCUUGGGUUGGUGAGGGUCGAGGGUGGUGCAGUCGGAACGAAGGGCAGGAAGCGAUUGGUUCGAAUGUGUAAGGCGCGCGGGCUGCAGGUCUUCCUGAACUGA